This is a messenger RNA of Nematocida minor, 651 nucleotides long. Its product is annotated as ribose 5-phosphate isomerase A. The transcript has a single exon. The coding region runs from base 1 to 651 and encodes 216 amino acids. The record is from RefSeq and is a predicted model, not a curated record. Lineage: Eukaryota; Fungi; Microsporidia. Gene Ontology annotation, molecular function: ribose-5-phosphate isomerase activity. Gene Ontology annotation, biological process: D-ribose metabolic process; pentose-phosphate shunt, non-oxidative branch. Gene Ontology annotation, cellular component: cytosol.
AUGCGGAAGCAGUAUUCGACAUACGAAAAAAUAGUUGAGUCGUACCUGGAGAGAAAGGACGGCGAGCGCAUUGUUCUGGGCAUGGGAAGCGGCAGAACAGCCACUAGGCUGCUUGAUGCGUGUGCACACAUUGGUAGAAACAGAGAGGGUGUUGUGUUUGCAGGCACCAGCACAGAAACUGAGAUGGCUCUUCAGAGACACGGUGUUGCAACGGCAAGCAUGCAAACCACAGAGCACAUUGACCUGUACUUUGACGGGGCUGACUAUGUUGAUGCCAACGGCUGGAUGAUAAAAGGGUACGGCGGGGCAAUUCUCCAGGAAAAAAUCGCGAUGUGCAUAUCCUCUCUUUGCGUAAUCGUAGUUCCCUUUUCGAAAUGCGUGCCAAGCUUUGCCAAUCUCUAUGUUCCUGUGGAAAUAGUGAAGCCGUCUCUUUCCUUGUUCAAGAGCCACUUAGAAAAAAACAGAUGUGCGUACAAGAUAAGACACAGCGAGUCUAACGUGUAUGUUACCUACCUAGGAAAUAUGAUAAUUGAUGUCCUCUACCAAGAAAACCUUCUUGCGCUCCUUGAUGUGCCUGGAGUAGUUGCACACGGCCUCAUACCUCCUGAUAAGAAAAUAGAAAUCGCUAUUAUUGAGAAUCCUCUUUAUUAA